This is a messenger RNA of Mycena citricolor, 4955 nucleotides long. NCBI's taxonomy places the organism in Eukaryota, Fungi, Basidiomycota, Agaricomycetes, Agaricales, Mycenaceae. The record is from the annotation of a GenBank genome assembly.
ACAGCGACCCGCAUGGUCAGCCUAUUUCGACGACGUAAAUGCAUUGGCAAUACUGGUUCCAAUCUCUGCAUUUGACCAGUACCUUGAGGAAGAUCCCCUCACUAACCGUAUCCACGACUCCUUGGAACUAGUGACGGCGAUUUGUGCGAACAAACUUCUGAAGAAUGCGCAAUUAGUUCUACUUCUGAACAAGAUCGACUUAUUGCGCCGCAAACUGGAAUCUGGGCUGCAAAUUCGGGACUACAUAAUAAGUUACGGGAAUCGACCGAAUAAUUUCUCGGCCGCGGCCGAUUACUUCCGGUCUCACUUCCUGACCGCUCAUAAGCGGAAAGAUCCUUUCAAUCGCAGCUUAUAUGUCCAUCUUACUUCCUUGGUGGACGUACAAGCCUCGCAGAUCAUUAUUGCCAGCGUGCAAGACGUGAUCAUGCGCAAGCACAUUGCGCAAUCGGGUUUGACGUAGUCGCCCGCACUGAGCUCGGAAUAUCUGUGUGACUUGUAAUUAAUGCGCUUAUGUUGUAGUUUGUGAUAUACAGGAGGCACCGGCACGUGCACCGAAUACAGGUUCGGAUACUUCCGGAGCCCCUAAGUAUGUUGUGCGUUUGUGACACAUCUCCUCACUUCAGACCACCUGGUCGCAAGCGCACUCUUCUCAUCAUCCUGGUAGGAGACCGUUUUCCUAAUCUUGUAACCAGAAGUCCCAGGUGACGAGAAGAUUCCAGUAUGGAGUCGUCUUGGGGAGACUUCCCAGUUGCAGGGCUUUGCGGAGCGAUAGUCCCAUUGCGCGCAGGUUAGAAAACAUGCUGCUUCUCAGAAAACAUGAGCCCUCGGACUCUCGUACCGGACAAGCUCAACCUCUGUCCUCAGCCUGCUUGAGGAGUCUGCAUGUAUGAAGUCUUGGGUGACCUGCAGGCAAGCCUCCUUUUUUUGUGGCUGCGGACCUCGAACUCGGCCAUUGAGUGAAAUUGGCACCGGCCGCAGGUCUGUGUUCUAGAAAGGGUCGGACAUGACUCAUCAACUGGAAUGGUAUUCUGGAAUCUACGGCAGCUGCUGAGCAUGGUCUGGGCGAGGCUUUGUCGAGCUGAGCUGGCGUCCACGCGCUCGAUGCAUUGCGUAUUCACUUGCGUAUGCAACCUUAUUAUCGCCUGUCGGAUCAUGGCGACAUGGUCUGGUGACAACCUGCCACAAAUUCUGCUAUCUCUAGAAUCUUCGGAACUAUUCGCGAAGUCUUCCCUAGGCCCCCUCCGGGUUGCGACUAAUGCUCCACAGCAACCGAGGGGACUCUCCACAGGGGUGACUCCAACCUCAUCGAUUGUCCCACUGUUUCGCCUGCAAGGUUUGGGUUAUGCGGCGACGCAAGACUCAGUAAAACGAGUCACAUCAAUCAAUGGUCACACGCUUUAACCCCAUCAGGUAAUCUUCGUGGAAAACGUGCUGGCUGGUCAGGUCUCGCCGCCGUGGUUGCUCACCCACCAUCAUGUCGCCACCACCUCCACCCCCACCUCCGCCACCUCCCUUGUGUUUUCCCUUUGGCUCAAAUAAGCCUAAACGCCGUCUCACUAGCGACGACGUUACGAGUGUCGCUGGAUCGUACAGCACGGGCCUGCCUCCCUCAAGCUACGACGAAAAGUACCGGCCGAACACCUACUCCAGCACAUCCUCUUUGACGAGAACGGACUCUCUGAGCUUCAAGACGGACUCGGAGGACUAUGGGACAGUGCGGGGAAGCGAGCAUCCGGAUUGGCAGCUUGGCAAAAAGGGUCCGCGGAUGGUGCGAGCCAACACCAUGGCAGGAACCAAACCUCCCAAGGAGCCAUCCUCGGGCAGCAAGUGGGGCUUUUUAGGAGGGAAGAAGAAGGAGAAGGACAACCAGAAGGACCUGGUCGUCGCUUUCCCAGGCCAACCACCCAUGUCGGAAAAACUGCCCUCAAAUGGUGGCGCCCCGCGCGGUGUACCGCUAUACGACCCCCCAGUCCCUCCGGCCCGCAUGGACUCGCGGAAUAGCCGUGAAACAAGGUCUUCCCGCGAUACCAAAGACUCACGGCGAUCGAAAGAAUCCCGGGGCACACGAGAAUCACGGAGUUCCCACAAGACCCGUGAGUCAGAUGAGACGAGGGUGUCUGGGGAAACGAGACCCUCUUCUGGACGCAGUCGCAGCUACACCCAGCCCACCGGCAAAAGCUCUACUCCCAGCCCACAGACGAGCCAGCGGAGUACUGGGGCCCGUGGAUCGGGCGGAUCGGGAACUCAAGGCGGUGGCCCGUCAUCCCUCGUGCGGAAUGACUCGCAAAACACGCUCGUUGGGUCUGCGCUGGAACGCAAGAUCAAUGACGUUGAGCCGAGCAUAGAGAGGGCGGACACGCGUGUACGUCUCGACGAUCUGCGCAAAAUCAUGACGAAGGACAGCUUGGAUUACUAUAUCAUUCCAAGCGAAGACUCCCAUCAGUCCGAAUACGUUGCUGCAACCGAUAAGCGUCGCGAGUACAUAUCUGGAUUCUCCGGCUCAUCCGGCCAGGCCAUCGUCACACCGAAUCACGCCUUCUUGUUCACGGACUCGCGCUACUGGUUGCAAGCCCAAGAACAAUUGGAUGAGAACUGGGAACUUGUACGUGUAGGCUCGCCAGGUCUGCCCAAAGACUGGAUCGAGUGGCUAGUGGAUCGAGCGCGAAACUCUCGUAUCGGUAUCGAUGCUCGUAUGAUUUCGCACGAGAAAGCCGCCGUUCUCAACAGCAAGCUGGUCCAGCGGGACUCCAAGAUGAUAUAUCCUCCCCAGAACUUGGUCGAUCUUGUUUGGCGUGACAAGAUCGGAAAGUCGCGGGAACCCCUGUAUCGGCAGCCCGACAAGUUCACCGGCCAACAGGCUGACAAGAAGUUGGCACGUUUACGGGAUUGGAUCGCCAAUCAACCUCCCUCGAUCCCUUCUUACUCCAAAGGCCCGCCUACAGAAUCUCAGAUUCAUGUCGCUACGCUGGUGUCGUCAUUGCCCGCCAUCGCAUAUCUGCUGAAUCUGCGUGGUUCUGAUAUCCCUUUCAACCCGUUGUUCCAUGCGUACUUCUUCAUCAGCCAGGACACAGCCAUCCUCUUUGCCGAUGCGGUGAAAGUGAACGAGGACAUCCACGAGUAUCUGCACUCGUUGGGUGUCGAGCGGAGGGAUUAUGUCGAGAUCUGGCAGUUCCUGCGCCGCAGAGAAUGGGGAGCGGGCAAAGUGCUCAUUACCCCGCAGACCUCAUUCGCAAUCUCGCUCAUGCUGACCCACUUGCGAUACACGGUGGCGCCCAACUAUGUCGAGGAGAUGCUGUCCAUCAAGAACGACACGGAAUUGCAUGGACUGAGGGAAGCGUAUAUCAGAGACGGAGUGUGCUAUGUCCGAUUCCUUGCCUGGCUCGAGGACAAGUUCAAUGCAGGCUACGACAUCACGGAAUACGAAGCCGCUCAGCGAUUGACUGAAUUCCGGCGCAAGGCUCCUUACUUCAUGGGCUUGGCAUAUGAGAACAUUUCCGCCAGCGGGCCGAACGCAGCAUUGCCGCAUUACUCCCCGAGGAGAAGCACUGCUCGGAUGAUCGACAAGUUCACGCCGUACCUGAAGUGUGUUCCCAUGAAUGUCUGUUGGUCUGUGUGAACUGAUUGUCUCGCAGUGACUCUGGUGGCCAGUACCGGGAUGGAACAUGCGACACGACUAGGACAUGGCAUUUCGGCCGUCCCACUCCAGAACAAAGUGAUGCGUACACCCGCGUGCUUCAGGGUCAUGUACGUGCCUAUCUGUCUCGUGCCUUCAUUUCCAUCCUGACUGGCUUUACCAGAUCGCGAUUGACUCUGCAGUGUACCCCGAGGGUACCUCGGGAUUGCAGCUCGACGUGCUUGCUCGUCGAGCGUUGUGGCGAGAUGGGCUUAACUAUGGGCACGGGACAGGCCAUGGCUUCGGAUCGUUCUUGACUGUACACGAAGGCUCCCACGGCUUUUCGAGCUCUGUGCCGCUCCAGGCUGGCCACGUUGUCACUAACGAACCUGGUUUCUAUGCCGAAGGCCAGUGGGGCAUCCGUCUCGAAUCGGCCCUCAUCGUGCGCCCGGUCUCGAUGAGCCGUCGCUACGGCGGCAACUCGCGCUGGCUCGGAUUCGAGCGGCUCACGUGUGUUCCUAUCCAGACGAAGAUGGUCAAGGAGAGCAUGAUCACGAGAGAAGAGAAGAACUGGCUCAAAGACCACAACGAGCGCUGCUGGACCAUUCUGAGCCCCCUUCUCAAGGAUGACAAGCGGGCCCUUGCCUGGCUGAAGCGCGAGACGACUCGUGGAAUGGGUGUCGCGACUGGUCCUGGUGGUCUUGCCAUCGACUGGGAUUGAGAGCGUGACCUUGAUCCGCCAGUAGACGAACACGAACAUUUACUGCUGCUAUCUAUUAGACUAGUUUCCCUUCUUCCUCUUCCCUACGUCCGUCGUUAGGAUGGAUAUGAUAUGACUUGAUGGACGGAUCUUUAUUACCUCUGCGCUUUUUGUAUAUACUUACUUGUUGUAGUGCCCUAUGCCACUCCUGCUAUGGACCAAGUACAGUAGUCCGCGCGAUGUAAGUAGCAGAGAUGUUGUACGUGUUUCACCUGUUCAGUCUCUAUCUAAGUCUUAUGCACCGAAUUCACUGGAAGAAUUGCAGUAAGUGUCAGGCGACGCAUAUCAGAUCCCAUCGGCCGGCCAGGCUGUCCUUACAAAUCGAGCACACCCCUGAUUGCCCAGUCGCGCCCAAGUUCGACAAUGUCUCAUCUCACGUUUACCAGCCCUUCCCUAAGCGCCUCCUUCACAAGCCGAGUAGAAAUGCCUCACGCGGGAUGGGAUCGAAAGAGGCGGGAUCCGAAUUGUAGGGGUAUAAUAUCUGGUAAUACAAAACGAGAUAGCAGAUGCAGAGUAGAAUGAUGUCCAAGAAUGCAAGGCGAGAGAGCGGCAGCAGAUGCACAACUUGUACGUUAUCACAAU